UAUUCUCAGCUCUAUAUAAACCCUCACAAGCCACAAACAAGGCCAUCACCACCAUUGGCAGCCAUGGAGAAAAGGAAGUGAGAAAGAGAGAGAGAGCAGCUGUCAGCAGCAUAUCUGAUUAGCCAAGAAAGCAAGGUAUCGUUAGGAAAGGGACGAAGGAAAGGAGAGGGAGUGAUGGAACAACAUCAUCUUUCUUCUUCCUCUGAAUCUUCUCCUCCUCCGUUUUCAUCGUCAUCGUCGUUGUCGAUGAGGCAGUGCAGGAUUUGCCAUGAGGAGGAGGAUGAAUGCUGUGCCGCAAUCGAGUCUCCCUGUGGAUGCUCCGGCUCUCUCAAGUAUGCUCACAGGGGUUGUGUGCAGAGGUGGUGUGAUGAGAAGGGAAGCAUCCUCUGUGAGAUUUGCCUUCAGAAUUUUGAGUCAGAUUACACCAUCCCUCCCAAGAAAGUGCAUGUUGUUGAAACGGCAGUCACUGUCAGUGACGAGGAGAUGCUCCCUGAGGAGCCCCUUGAGGAUCAGGAGCUGUAUGCAGCAUCCGAGGCACAGACGGGUCAUGGAGAUUGCUCCUCAUGGUGCCGGUCAUUGACGAUAACGUUCACCGUUAUGCUGCUUGUGUGGCAUCUCAUUGCAGUGGUGACAAUUGAAGCAGCAGAUCACUGUGCCUUCAGCCUCAUGACGAUGUACUUACUUCGGGCUGCUGGAAUCUUGUUGCCGUUCUAUGCUAUCAUGCGGAUGGUCCGCAUGAUUCAGCAGGGCCAACAACAGUUUCGGUUGCAGCUGCUUCAGGAUCAACGGAGAAGAAAUGCACCAAACCUGCACAGUAUGCAUGGCCAGGAGCAGCAGCAGCUUGUAAUUAGUGUUCACUGAACAGAUGAAUUUAAAUGAUUCUACAAUGCAAGCUCAUAGAAAUGUGCAUUCUGUAUUGAGGGGAAUAUGUUCAACAAGAGUAUCAUUUGUAAACUUAUAGUAUAUUUAUAGAUGGCAUAGUGAAAACUAAAAAUCUGCAGUCUGACUCGUUUCAACUUCACAGUGCCAUGAAUGUCUCGAAUAUGAAGUCAAACUAGAGUGAAGAUUGUAACAGGAUAAAAUGACUUAUUUCUCAUGCUUCUUAUUUUCUUUAACGACCAAGUAUUGAUAUAUCAAGAUGA
Messenger RNA from Oryza brachyantha (malo sina), 1142 nucleotides. RefSeq names its product E3 ubiquitin-protein ligase MARCHF5-like. The transcript has 7 exons. Bases 175 to 861 code for a protein of 228 amino acids. Gene Ontology annotation, cellular component: membrane. NCBI's taxonomy places the organism in Eukaryota, Viridiplantae, Streptophyta, Magnoliopsida, Poales, Poaceae. The record is from RefSeq and is a predicted model, not a curated record. Gene Ontology annotation, biological process: protein ubiquitination. Gene Ontology annotation, molecular function: ubiquitin-protein transferase activity; zinc ion binding.